This is a messenger RNA of Gadus morhua (Atlantic cod), 6854 nucleotides long. Its product is annotated as heat shock 70 kDa protein-like. The record is from RefSeq and is a predicted model, not a curated record. NCBI's taxonomy places the organism in Eukaryota, Metazoa, Chordata, Actinopteri, Gadiformes, Gadidae. Gene Ontology annotation, molecular function: ATP-dependent protein folding chaperone; ATP binding.
UGACAAUACGUUGAGCAAGUCUUGUCCAAAUGGUUUCACCUAUCAUUACGUCAAUAGACCAGUUAAACAAGGGGGUGGGGUCGCCGUUAUUCAUUUGGAGAGAUUUUCAGCAUCGGAGCAACUUGACUUUGGUGAUUUUUCAACUUUUGAAUACUUAGCAUUGAUGAUCAAACAGCCUGAAGACCUACUUACUGUGACUGUCUAUCGUCCCGAAGGCAGUCGAUUAGACUUCUAUUCUCAGUUUAGAGAAAUGUUGUCCAGCAUAUGUCCCAAACAUGAUAAGAUCAUUAUAGUCGGGGAUUUUAAUUUCCCUAUACAAGUAGCACCAUUCCUGAAGCUUUUUGAUGAUCUAAAUUUUUUGCAGCAUGUGAAAGAAUCCACCCACAAACAAGGAAAUACUCUGGAUUUAGUUUUUACUAGGGGUAUUGAUGUAAGAAUUACAUCCAUUCACCCCGUCCCUCGUUGUGAUCAUAAGUGCAUCCAUUUUACCAAAAAUCAGAAUACCCUCCCUUUAACCUUAGUUCAACAAUUCAGCGAAAUGGACUUAAGGAAUAUUGAGAGGGAUGGAGAGAGAGAGAGAGCGAGAGAGCGAGAGCGAGAGCGAGAGCGAGAGAGAGAGAGCGAGAGCGAGAGCGAGAGCGAGAGAGAGAGAGAGAGAGAGAGAGCGAGAGCGAGAGCGCGAGAGAGAGAGAGAGAGAGAGAGAGCGAGAGCGAGAGCGAGAGCGAGAGCGAGAGAGAGGGAGACACACAUAGACAGUUCUUGUGAACGACACCUCAUGUCGCUAUUAUGAUUCUACUUACGUUAGGCAACUGGGGCCAGAUUUUGAUAACAGUUUCCCAGUUGGUGACGUAGUGACGCACAUGAACAUGGCGGAACAUGAAAGUUUUACUCAAUAUAAAUGAGUCAAACAUCAUAUAUCACAUAUUUUACUAUUGAUUGACAUUGUAACCAUCUGUUUGCAUCAACUUUGCUCAGUUUUAAACGUUGUGUACUGGUAAACCAGCUCUAGAUAAGGGCAAGUGUAUUCUUCCAUACAGUGGUAAUACAAUGUGCUUCUCAUAAAUUAAAGCAACAUACAUACAUACAUAACAUAACAUUAAACAACCUGUCAAAAAUAUAGCUUUUUACGUUUUGUACACAUCUUUUACCUUAACUUAGAAAAAAAUCUGGUUCCCAAGAACCAGUAUUUCAAGCAAAUUCUCAACAAAAUUAACCAGGGUAAAGCAUUAAAGUACAAUCAAACCAUCAAAAGAUUACAAGCAUUUUAUGUUUUAAAGUUGUAAAGUCUUUUCAAGCUGAAUCUUUUUUAAAUAUAUUUUAUAUACUUUGUGUAAAAUGCUUUAGACUAACUUCCUGACGAUGGCGAUGGAUCAGGCCAAUGUAGUUAGGAAACUGCUUGCUUUAACAACCCCGCCUCACCAAAAUGUAGCAUAACCAGAGCCCGUCUACGGAGAGACUUGACACUCUCUAUUGAGCCCCAUUGUAUCGAACUUCGUUGCAGUUCCAUUAUACUUCCACUGGGGGUGAUCGCAUGAGUGCAGAUUGAAUGGGGGUCUAUGGGGCUAGACGGCUAAAUGUAUCUCUUCCACCAGCUUGUCGUUGAAAUAUCGCAGAUUUUAUUAAAACAAUAAAAAGCUAUUGAUCUGGUUCUUUAUUCCCAUAAAUAUGCAGCAUGAUCAUACACACUGAGCAUGAAGAAUAACCUCUCAAACAUGAGGGGGUCAUUGCCUCGGGGGCACUCGGGGAGGCGACCAAUGCGACCUACGUCGCGACCAAUGCGACCUAGGUCGCGACGCACGUCGUUGGCCACUCAGAGAGCUCGGCCCUGCUCUCUAUUUAGUUCCUCACACAGGAAACUUAUCACACGGGAUGACACAACAUUAAAAGACGGCUACGCCUAAUGGCCAACUUCACCAUAAUGUGGGCUCUGAUAAGGAUGUUCCAAAACAAUCUAGGAGACCAAAGUUUAGUAUAAAAGAACCAACCAACCAGGUCAGUUGACCAUAAGAAGACCGAAACGAUCAACAAGACUGAGAAGACCAACAAAUAUUAAGAAUAGUUCACAAAUGAACAAUCGAGCAUGAGGAGGAGAGACCCUGCCCAACUCUGGAGCCCAAUGGACCCGAGGCAGCAGCUGACUCUGGGGACGUGGAACGUCAGGACACUCUGGGAAAAGGAACAGGAGCUUGUGAGGCCUGGUAACCCAACCCAAAAAUCGAUGACCGAUUUCGUGAUCGUAUCAUCCAAUCUGAGGCCACAUGUUUUGUACACUCGGGUGGAGAGUGAGGCGGAACUGAACACCGACCACCGUCUGGUGGUGAGUCGGAUCUGGCAAUGGGGGACUCAGUACGAACCUGCUAUCCCCAUACUCCCAUACUCAUCCAAGGCUUACAGUGCUGCCAUGCAGGCCACCAUGCAGGCUGCCUACCCCAACCCUGGCAGGAGAGUCCUAUCCCCUGGCAAGACAGCCCUAACCCUGGGCGUCGAGACGGCCGGAGGAGUCAUGACGCCCCUGAUCCAACGGAACACCAACGUCCCCACCAAACAGACCAUGGCCCUCAUCAUCUACAACAACAACCAGCACAGGGUCAUGAUCGAGGUCUUUGAAGGAGAGAGAGCCAUGACCAAGGACAACAACCUGCUGGGCAUGUUGGAGCUGUCGAGGAUCCCGCCCGCUUCGAGAGGGGUACCUCAGAUCGAGGUGACCUUCGACAUCGACGCAGACGGCACUCUGAACGUGUCUGCUGUGGACAAGAGCACGGGCGAACCAAUCACCAUCACCAAUAAGGGCCGCCUGAGAAAGGAAGACAUCGAGAAGAUGCUGGAGGAAGCAGACCAAUACAAAGUAGAAGACAAGCAACAGAGGAAGAUGAUGGCAGCCAAGAACGCCCUGGAGUCCUACGCCUUCAACAUGAAGAGCAGCCUGCGGGAGGACAACCUGAAGGACAGAGUGAGUGAGGAGGAGAGGGAGAAGGUGGAGGAGAAGUGUGAGCAGGCCAUCCUCUGGCUGGAGAACAACCAGCUAGCGGAGAAAGAGGAGUACCAACGCCAGCUGAAGGAGUUGGAGAAGCUGUAACCCAUCAUCUCCAGGCUGUACCAGGGGGGAGUGCCAGCAGGCAGCUGUGGAGAGCAGGCCAGAGCUGGCUCCCAGGGGCCCACCAUCGAGGAGGUGGACUGAAGCAGACUGUUGGACUGAAUGGAAUAUGAUCAAUAUGACUGUUAUGGUUUAAAAGGGUAUUUCAGGGUCCCCCUCCUCGUGGUUCUCUGUGUAGAGUGCGUACCAUGCCCGUGGUCCUUUGCUGCAGGUCUUCCCCUCUAUUUCUUUUACCUUUUUAUAUAUACCGGUACCAUACCUACCUGUCUAUCUCACUCUACAGUAAUAAGGAUAAAACCUUUUUUUCUUUCAAAUGCUGUAUAAUGACUGAGCACUCUGCCACACGUUCUCAUUUGAUAUAAAUACGUUCAUGCAAGGUCAAAAAAUGACUGCAUAAAGUUGGACUUUAAAAUGUAAAUAUUAUGAGACAUUUUCACGUUUUUCCCUUAUAAGCGUGAAUUUAUUCCACAUGGAAGAAACAAUAAAAUAGAGAUCCCCUUUGUUGUAGAAUGUUUAUUUCAUCUUUUAGCUGUUAAUACACAUACAAAUGCAUUGUUCUAUAAUUUAUAAUAACAGGGACAUAAUGGUAUAAUGUUUUAUCUCUUCAAGUAGUCUAGUCUAAUCGAGAAGUUUUUUAAUGAUUUUGAUUGUGCUAAAAUAAAAAUGGUAAAUGGACUGCAUUAAUGUAGCGCUUUUCUAACUAGUAGCCAGUCAAAGCGCUUUACAGUAUUGCCUAAAAUUCACCAAUCUCUGCACACAUUCACUCACCGACGGCGGUGUCAGCCAUGCAAGGCGACAGCCAGCUCGUCGGGAGCAGUAAGGGAGAGGGGUCUUGCUCAGGACCACCUCAACCCUCAGAGGAGCUAGGGGAUCGAACUAGCAACCUUCCGCUUACCAGCCAACCGGCUCCAACUCCUGAGGAUGCCGCAAAAUCAAUAUUUUUAUAAAAUAGGCCGGUGCAAGAGUAUAGGAUACCCAGACAAAAGUCAGGGUAUCCUUUACUCUCUCCUUGUUGGGCCCGUCCUACUUCACCCUGCACAUCACUGAAUUGAAAUAACUCAAUAACAGUGUUCUGUCCACUCUAACUGGCUGUGUCGCUGUGACGUCAACUAGCAUAUCUUGACUGGCUGGGUGGCACGUGUGGGAGAGGUUUUGGGAGGGUCAUAGAUAGUAAGAUACUGUCUGGCCAGCAUUGCAGCGGUCAGCAGGUCAUGUUAAGAUACAAGCUAGUUAAAAUGUUACAACCUUCCGGUUGCCAGCCAACCCACUCUACCUCCUGAUCAUGCUGCCCAUUUAAUAAACUUUAAUGUAAUGAAUCCCAGGUUGGAGGUUUGGGAUUAAAACAUCAUACACAAUGUAAUUAUGACAUGGGAUUGAAUUUUUAGAUUAAGGAUAUACACAUUCUUCUAUAGUUUAUCAUAUCAAUUCACCGGCCAGAGACGUUUGGUGUCCGAGAUAACCAACCUCUAGUAACUGCAGUCGCUGCGUCUCACUCGCAGGACAAUUUCAACCACAGCAAGUUGGAAACCCCCCUUAAGGGGGGUUUGUUUAUGUUAUUAUUAUUAUUAUUAAUAUUAUUAUUUAUUUUUACCGGAUUAUUUGGGACCAAAAGUUAUAAAGAUAGGUAGGCUGCCAUUACCAUUAGGAAGGUACAAUAUUCAUGAAACUUGUUAAACAUUAACCAUUUGUCAUGUUGAAUAUACAUUCUUUGUUGUAGAAUGUUUAUUUCAUCUUUUAGCUGUUAAUACACAUACAAAUGCAUUGUUCUAUAAUUUAUAAUAACAGGGACAUAAUGGUAUAAUGUUUUAUCUCUUCAAGUAGUCUAGUCUAAUCGAGAAGUUUUUUAAUGAUUUUGAUUGUGCUAAAAUAAAAAUGGUAAAUGGACUGCAUUAAUGUAGCGCUUUUCUAACUAGUAGCCAGUCAAAGCGCUUUACAGUAUUGCCUAAAAUUCACCAAUCUCUGCACACAUUCACUCACCGACGGCGGUGUCAGCCAUGCAAGGCGACAGCCAGCUCGUCGGGAGCAGUAAGGGAGAGGGGUCUUGCUCGGGACCACCUCAACCCUCAGAGGAGCUAGGGGAUCGAACUAGCAACCUUCCGCUUACCAGCCAACCGGCUCCAACUCCUGAGGAUGCCGCAAAAUCAAUAUUUUUAUAAAAUAGGCCGGUGCAAGAGUAUAGGAUACCCAGACAAAAGUCAGGGUAUCCUUUACUCUCUCCUUGUUGGGCCCGUCCUACUUCACCCUGCACAUCACUGAAUUGAAAUAACUCAAUAACAGUGUUCUGUCCACUCUAACUGGCUGUGUCGCUGUGACGUCAACUAGCAUAUCUUGACUGGCUGGGUGGCACGUGUGGGAGAGGUUUUGGGAGGGUCAUAGAUAGUAAGAUACUGUCUGGCCAGCAUUGCAGCGGUCAGCAGGUCAUGUUAAGAUACAAGCUAGUUAAAAUGUUACAACCUUCCGGUUGCCAGCCAACCCACUCUACCUCCUGAUCAUGCUGCCCAUUUAAUAAACUUUAAUGUAAUGAAUCCCAGGUUGGAGGUUUGGGAUUAAAACAUCAUACACAAUGUAAUUAUGACAUGGGAUUGAAUUUUUAGAUUAAGGAUAUACACAUUCUUCUAUAGUUUAUCAUAUCAAUUCACCGGCCAGAGACGUUUGGUGUCCGAGAUAACCAACCUCUGGUAACUGCAGUCGCUGCGUCUCACUCGCAGGACAAUUUCAACCACAGCAAGUUGGAAACCCCCCUUAAGGGGGGUUUGUUUGUGUUAUUAUUAUUAUUAUUAUUAUUUAUUUUUACCGGAUUAUUUGGGACCAAAAGUUAUAAAGAUAGGUAGGCUGCCAUUACCAUUAGGAAGGUACAAUAUUCAUGAAACUUGUUAAACAUUAACCAUUUGUCAUGUUGAAUAACUUUCAGGAAGUUUGUAUCAAACAAGUAGCCCUUCGUAUUACUUGGUAGUACCCUUCAAGUAAUUCUCUUGUUCAAAAAGGUUGGUGACCCCUGGUCUAGACCGACAACUGUGUCUCAUGCUGCCCAAUGUCCUUGUCUAUUUAGACGUAACACAAUUUGUGAUUAAACUGUCAAAUGGCGAAUGGUAAGACCAAGACAUAAUGAUUUAGGUAUCUGUUUCAGACCCUGAAAACUCAACUCAAGAUACAUGAUGUCUUGACAAAUAGAUGUAAUUCUAAGGUUCAUAUCAUCUGGAAUACCAACAUAACAGGCAGGUUUUGGUUCUUCAUUUGCAUCUAUUAUCCAGGAAAUUAGAUUUUGCUUCAAUCUCAUUUAUAUCAUAGGACGUUGGUGGCCACGGGAACGUCAUGCCGGGAGAAUCACAUCGAAGCAUCUUUAAUAUCAAUAUCACACUAUACAGUGUCCUUGUGUACUUAUUGAUACAUGGAUACAGCUGUUGUAGUUGGCGUGUUUUCUUGGCCUUCAGAAAAAGUGACUGUUUGGCUGCCGAGGUCUGGGGUACAGAGCAUGAGGGCCAGGAUGUCAGUGGAGGAGGAGCUGUGGUGGGGGUUGGGUUUGUUGAUGAUUACCAGGUUUGUUUCGGUGAGGAUGUUGUUGAGAACUCUGCCAGAGUGCUUGAUGCUGUUCUUGAUGAGAUGUGAUGUGUUGAAUAAAAAGGUUUUCAUUGAAGGAUGACAGUGUGAUAUUGUUACCUUGUGCUGUUUGUAGAAUUGAUCCUCUGUUUCCUGUCAUUCCUCUGAUAUCACAGUGUAACGAUUUGGUCUUUUUUUCUCCAUUAAAACAUUUAAAAGUUA